AUUAACAGCUAUACCAUGGAAAUUAGCCCCUGGCAAGGACAUCAGUAUAAAAGUAACAAAAAUAGUAGCCCUGGAGAUUCUUCUGGACACACCAAACCUUCUGAUGAUAAGCUCACUCAAUAUUUCGAAGAUUUGGCAGCUAAAGCUCUAGACCUUACCAAGAAAUAUGGCUUAAAAGACGAAUUUGAAAUGAUUAGAGGGGAAAUUAAAUAAACACGAGGUUAUUCAGAAAUCUCAAAGCAGCUUUGAGAAUGAAUAUAAUUAUCAAACCUAUUCAUCCUCAGAUGAGAGUGAUGAUAGCUUCGAAUUUCGCAGGCAAAGGAAGCAAAAGACUCCUCGGUAUAUGAAACAUUAUGAAAGACCCAAGAAAGUUGCUCAUCCAGAGACACCUGAUUACGAAAAGAGGAAAAAGCGAAAAUUAGUGUUGAAAUAAAGGGGAGGUUACACCUCAUGAAAGACUUUAUGCCCUAGCAGCAAGGAACCAGAUUAAAAAAGAUAUUUUAGCAGCUGAAGAGAGGGCUCCUCCUGUGGUUACCAAAAAGUUCUACCCUCAAGUUAUCCGCCAGUAUGAAGAUGCCAAGAAGUAUAAUAAGGAGAACCACUAUGUUUCUAAGAGGGAUGAGGAGGUUGAAGAUCAAAUAGAAUGAACCUUCCAGCCUGAAAUCACCAGAUCACAGAGAAUAGUGGAAGGAAGAAGGAAUGCCCCUAUUUUUGCACCUCUUUUAACUGAGGAGGAAAAACAGCAAAAGCAGCAACAGAAACUUGAUGAAGAAAUGAUAUCCUGAACUUUCAAGCCAGAACUCAACAAGAAGUCUAUAAAGAUGGCUGACGAGAUCCUUAGGAAAAAGCAAAUAGAAGAGGAGCAGCAAUCCCUCAAAAAGCCUGAUAUUAUUCCAAUGAAACAGCAAAUAAGGAAGGCUGCUAAGGCAUCGAUGCUCUUUGAUGUCCAUAGCCAUACUGCUCAGGAAAGACUUGAGAAAAUGAGACAAAACCUGCAUUCUAGAAAAGAACUGGAGGCUAAAGAUGGAGAUCCUUAUAGUGGAGAUUCUGAUCAAAAUGUAAUGACUCCUGAGUUUGAGGAUGCUGAGGAAGAAGCUGAUGAAGUUCACAUGCUUCCACAAACAGAUAGCUUUGUAAGUGAGAAUUAUGAAGAAGAGGAUAUUGAUCAGAUGAUUAAGCAAGUCAUAUUUGAGAAUGAAUUUCAUAAAUAACGCUUUUCUUUCAAAUUCAUCAAAUUCAA
Molecule: messenger RNA, 1240 nt
Organism: Moneuplotes crassus
Lineage: Eukaryota; Ciliophora; Spirotrichea; Euplotida; Euplotidae
Source: the annotation of a GenBank genome assembly